UCAGUGCCCUAUUAAUAUCCCAAUUACUAACGUUGUCCCAAACAUGAAAGCGUUAUGUUCUUCACAAUGUAUAAUAUGAAGGAAUUGGCUUUACUGGAAUGACACGUCGUGUAAUAAUCGGAGACUUAGUAAUGUUAAAUUGUUGUUGUUGAUAAAGUUGGAGGGCAACUAUGUCUAUUAGGUGGAGUAUUGAACAAAAUGUCAAAGAUCUUAAAGAUCUUCAGGCCAGUACAAUGGCUGUGGACUGUCUUGGUCAAUGGGUUCUUCUUGGAGGGAAAAGAGCUUUAACGUUGAUGAGUCUUGAAAACCAUGAUCAUGUUCGAAAAAUUGACCGGAACAGCAAAUAUGACAUCAGCUGUGUCCAGUGGAAUCCACAUGCCGUUGCAGCUGAAAAGUUUGCUGUAGCUUGUGGUCAGAAACUGGAUGUCUAUCAUUGGCAAGAUGGGAGCAAUAGCAGCAAACCAAUAUGUUCCAUAAAAGCUCAUUCCCGUGUUGUAAGUGAUUUAGAUUGGUCACCAUUUGAUGUCAACAUCCUGGCUUCUUGCUCUGUUGAUUCCUACACUUUUCUCUGGGAUAUCAGAGAACCAAAGAAACCUACUGGAUCAUUUCAGACAGUUGCUGGUGCCUCUCAGGUUCAAUGGAACAAAGUUACCAACAACACAUUUGCUACAACACAUGAAGGUGAUGUCAGAAUUUGGGAUCCAAGGAAAGGAAAUACUGCUGUGCAGUAUAUUGCAGCCCACCCGUCCAAGAUUUAUGGUUUAGACUGGAGUCCGUUUUCAGAGUACAAUUUAGCUACUUGUAGUCAGGACUGUACAGUGAAGCCUUUCCAAAUUGGAUUAGUCACACUUGUUCUACCUCAAUUAACCAGGGAGCCAUAUCUGUAUUUAUGGAAUAUUUCUAACCUCAAGCAACCUGUGCACACUUUUGUAGGACAUGCUGAUGUUGUUUUAGACUUUCACUGGAGAAAUAAAGCAAAAGGCAGUAAUGAUUACCAGUUGGUGACUUGGUCAAAGGAUCAGAGUUUAAGAAUUUGGAAAAUAGAUUCUAACUUGCAGAAGAGAUUUUUUAUUUCCAAGUUGUGUCGUCAGGAUGCUGCAAAUUUUAUGGAUGAUAAUAUUCCAGAAAAUCUGUUACCCGAAGAUGAUGAAAUUGCCAGAGUCAGUGGUAGUGCUGGAACUCGAGAGCCUUCAUUUACAUCAAUAUUUCAUCAGCCACAAACCUUGUUACAAGAGUUUUCUUUAGUUAACAAAGAUAUUCCUAGAGUUGCAUUUGAAAAGAUGGAUGCUGAUAGUCGAACCUGCACAGUAAGUGCUGUCAGUAAAGGUCAUUGUGCCUCUCUUGUUGUUACAUUCCCUGUCAGUUACCCAAACAAUGCUGCACCAACAUUUCAAUUCACUCAGAGAACCACUCUACAGACAUCACAGAAAAAUGUCCUAUUGCAGGCUCUUGAAGACACAUCACAGCAGCAUGUCAAAAGAAAUCGGUCUUGCCUGGAACCUUGCCUUAGGCAACUGACCGCCAACUUGGACAAGUUAACAGACGUUGAACAUCAAACUCCUGACAAUGAGGACCAGUUUACUCUUCCAACAAAGUCAGGAGCCCCAAUUGUUCCAAAUUUCUAUUACAUUGGGCAUCAAGAUAGUUCUGUUCCUUUUCCACGUACAUCGGGAGCUCGUUUUUGUUCGGCAGGAUAUCUGGUUUGUUUUGGUCGUCAGGCCUCCAGCAAGAAAGCUUAUACAGAGCGAACUCCCAAAUCUCUGUCAGUGCUAGCCUAUUUACAGUCAGGCAUGAGGUCACCCCAGUCAACAUCAUCCUACUCUGUCUUUUCUCGUAGCCCACCUACAUCUGAUGGAAUGUUCUCUAUCAGUAAUUACUAUGCUUUUAAAGAAAAGAAGCGAAAUCGAAGCCGAUGUCGUUCUAAAGAUACUUUAGAUUCAAAAGGUCGAGAUUCAGAACUGAAGAAGAUGCCAAAAGUGAACCCAGUCAUUAUUUAUGAUGUUUUACCUCUGCAGAUGCUUAACAAACAGUUAGCUGAAAACUAUAUAAUCCAAUUAAAUGAUGUUCCUAAGAUGUGCAGCCACAAUGGUAAUGCUGCACUUGCAGUUGGAAGGAAAGAUUUAGUACAGAUGUGGUCAUUGCUGGCUUUGGUUGCUGGAGGUGGUCAAGAUUUUAGUAAAGAUCCCUUUGAUGGUGCCCCUUGGGCUCAGCAUACUUUUGGAAGAAAACUAAUAAAAUCUUUGCUUGACCACUACAUGAGUAUCUAUGACAUUCAAACAUGUGCAAUGUUGUCCUGUUUAUUAUGGACAAAAUCUGUUGCUCAACAACUUCAACAACCUCCACAUUCGCCAAAACCAGACAAAGAGAAUAUACCACCAAACUACAGCCCAUAUCACACAGUUACUUCUGCCACAAAUCUCUUGAAGGGCGGGGCACCCAAUGAGUGGCCUUCCCUCACUCCAUCCGUAACAUUUCCUUGCACAGCUCUUAAAGAGACCUGUUCCCAAUUUAACAUCACUGCUUUAGUUCAUACAGCCAUCAAUUUAAGACGUUCAAACAGUUGGUCAGAUUCUUAUGAAGGAUUCAGAUUUACGGAAAGUGGUAAAGAUCAAAAGGAAUCUGAAACAGAACAACAUUCAAAAAACUGUUGCUUACUUGAUCCCAGUCAAUCAAGACAAUAUGAAAACUUCAAGAAGUCCUAUUCCAAUAUUUUACAUAAAUGCCAACUGUUUAAUAAAUCAGCUGAAGUACAGAAACACAUGGCUGUUCUUCCAGAACAGAAGUCUACAUUAGGUGUUCCUUGCCAGUUACUUUUCAACAGAAAUAAACCUUUGGUCAAAAAUUCCUCUGAUUUUGAAUUCAAAGCCGUUUGUCAUUAUUGUCUUCAUGAAACAAAAGGCCCUCAAUGUGAUAACUGCCACAAGGUGGCUUUGCAGUGUGCAGUCUGCCAAAUUGGAGUACGAGGUUCUGCCAGUUUCUGUUUAGUCUGUGGUCAUGGAGGUCACACAUUACACAUGUCGCAUUGGUUCCUCUCGUAUUCGCAGUGUCCCAGUGGUUGUGGUUGCCUAUGUAUUGAAAGAAAUUUAAUUGAAGCUCUCUGAGUUACUACUUCUGCACUUUUUAUUAUCACAAAUUGUUGUUUGAUUUCCACAAUAAACCUUUAGUUUUUAAUUUU
This is a messenger RNA of Octopus bimaculoides (California two-spot octopus), 3175 nucleotides long. RefSeq names its product GATOR2 complex protein WDR59. NCBI's taxonomy places the organism in Eukaryota, Metazoa, Mollusca, Cephalopoda, Octopoda, Octopodidae. Gene Ontology annotation, biological process: cellular response to amino acid starvation; positive regulation of TORC1 signaling. The record is from RefSeq and is a predicted model, not a curated record. Gene Ontology annotation, cellular component: Seh1-associated complex; vacuolar membrane. Gene Ontology annotation, molecular function: signaling adaptor activity; protein binding.